AUGAUGCCUGCUUAUGAAGCAACACUAGAUGACUGUAAGCACGUGUAUCUUCCUGACGAAGACACAUUUCUCUUGAUAGACACCCUAACAAAGCUCUCUGGGGAACUGCAUCCUCAAUCGUUUGUGGAAAUAGGUUCUGGAUCUGGUGUUGUCUCUGUGCACAUUCUACAGGUUUUCCCUGGGAUCCGUGAGGGUCACGCUGUCGAUAUUUCUCCUCAUGCCGUGGACAUGACUCGGCGAACAGCUUCUCUGAAUAAUGUACCUCUUUGUGUUCACGAGGGAUCUUUCUUCGAGCCGUUAGACGCUUACACAAACUCUUCCAAAGCCACACGAUUUGACCUAAUAGUUUUUAACCCACCGUAUGUGCCUUCUUCGGAGACAGAUCCCGCCCUUGGACCACUUGAUCUGGCCCUGGCUGGAGGCAAGAACGGCUCCGAGGUGAUGCUUAAGUUUUUCGAGCUUCUUCCCUCUUACUUGGCUCUUGAUGGUCAUUGUGUCACGGUAGCAAUAGAGGAAAAUGAUAUUGCAGCUCUCGAGCAAAAUGGAAAAAGCAAGGGGUUUAUAAUGAGAAUUCUCGCAGAAAAGCGCCUUCAAUCCGAACACUUAUAUAUCCUUUGCUUUUCCUGGGACAAAACCAUGCUCUGUUCCAAAAAACUACCAUAA
Molecule: messenger RNA, 663 nt
Organism: Giardia duodenalis
Lineage: Eukaryota; Fornicata; Diplomonadida; Hexamitidae
Product: Glutamine methyltransferase
Exons: 1
Coding region: 1-663 (220 amino acids)
Biological process (GO): methylation
Cellular component (GO): eRF1 methyltransferase complex
Molecular function (GO): nucleic acid binding; protein methyltransferase activity; S-adenosylmethionine-dependent methyltransferase activity
Source: RefSeq, a predicted model, not a curated record